Molecule: messenger RNA, 1353 nt
Organism: Aphis gossypii (cotton aphid)
Lineage: Eukaryota; Metazoa; Arthropoda; Insecta; Hemiptera; Aphididae
Product: caspase-2-like
Exons: 8
Coding region: 60-1253 (397 amino acids)
Biological process (GO): regulation of apoptotic process; proteolysis
Molecular function (GO): cysteine-type endopeptidase activity
Source: RefSeq, a predicted model, not a curated record
UACUUAGUUUUUAAUAUACACUUUUAUUGAAUUUGCUCAACUACAUUUACUCAGUUAAAAUGGAACAAUACCAUCGAAAAUUGAUUAACGAUUGUAUGCCAAAAUUAAUAUGUGUUACUUCUACUUUAGAAACUAUUGUUGAUAAUCUAUUAGAAAAAAAUGUUAUCAAUGAAUGGAUGAAAGAUUAUAUUUUGGAACCUCAAGGGGAUUCAGUCAAAAAAUUAUACGAAUUAAUUCAAGGACGGGGACCUAAAGCAUUUACAGAUCUAUGCGGAGUAUUAAAAAAAACAAAUAACCUAACAGCUUACAACAUUUUAACAUCCAAAACAAGUGAAAAAUACAAACAAAAAUUAAGUUCAAUUGAAUUACUCGACACAACAUUUAAUAACACCAUAAUAGAAUGUGAUGUCCCAUAUGUAAAAAUUCAUCCUGAACGAAAACAAAUGAAAAAUGCUGAUCCACUUAUUGGUAUUUAUCCCAUGAAUUCAAAUCCUAAGGGUCAUGCAUUGAUUUUAAAUAUUAGUGAUAUAAAAAAUAAUGAUGACACAACAGGAAUAGAUGUUAACAUGACAAACGUAAAUAAAUUAUUUAAAGGCCUAGGAUAUAUUAUUCACACAAAAGCAGAUGUAACUGAAAAAAAUAUUAUAAAUGUUAUUGAUAUCUUUGUUGAUAUAUGCUAUAAAGGAAAAGCUAACUCUAUUGUUGUUUUUAUAAUGUGUCAUGGUUAUACUGGAAAAGAUUCAAACAGAUUAUCAGAUAUAUUUACUACGGAUGGCUUUACUAUCAAUACUUACUGGAUGAUUGAACAAUUUACAAAGAAUGGCUGGUUCACAAAUAUACCAAAAUUAUUUUUUAUUGAUGCGUGUCGUGGAAGAAACAAUGAAUUUGGGUGGAAAUACUGUGAUGGUGGAAAUAAUUAUUUAAAGAAUGAUAUUCUCAUUAAGCCCCCGAUUGGAAUAUUUACUAACCACCAUUUUAGAGAUGUGUUUAUUGCAUAUGCCACACUUCCUGGUUGUACUUCAAAAUUUGAUCCAAUAGAAGGGUCAUGGUUUGUACAAAAAUUGUGUCAAGUUUUUCGGGAAAAAGCUUGUGAUACUGAUUUGUUUCAAAUGAUGCAAUUGGUGGACAUUGAAUUACAAAAACUAAACAGCAUCGAGCGUGGUUUUCAAACCGUAGAAUGGAUACUUAAAAAUGUCAACAAAUUUUUUUACUUUAACCCAGGCUUAUAUGAUGAUAAUUCAAAUUAUAAUUGAAACUUAUCAAUGAUUAAAACAGAAUAUAAUUUUAAAACUAUAAUUUAAUUAUUUUUUAAUAUCUAAUUUUUUAUUAAAGUAAUAUUAAUAUGAUAUUAUA